UUUUAUGCCACCGCGUAAAGCAAAGACAAGUCAAAUGGAUCUAAAUAUCCACCAUACACUGAUGCACAAACUUUUGAAGGUUGGCAGGAACUGGAAAGUGAUUGUGUCAAUUGGACUUCUGAUUGUUGUGGUGCUGAGGUGGUCAUUCAAUAUUGGAGACACUAAAGGCCAUGAGUCUGUUCUGCCAGAGCACAAGGACAGAGUCAACAUACUUGGUAACAAAACACAAAAGCUCAAAAUCCCAGAGGGCCUGGAGGACAUAAGUACAGAGGGGUGGGUCCGGAUACAGAGAGCAGUUCAAUGGGGGGGACCAGACCUGCAGAUUACCACUGUAAACAUGAGCACCAGUCCAGACCACACCACCUUUGUUAUUAAUAACUUUAAGGACAGUUACUCUGUGGGAGAGGAGCUCCAUGUCACCAUUGUUGCCAAGGACUUAACUGGAAGGCCCAAAACCUAUGGAGGAGAUUUCUUCAAAGCAAAGGUUUAUUCGGCCACAUUAAAGGCUAGUGUGUUUGGAGAGGUGCUGGAUCAUCAGAAUGGCACCUACUUGGCCCAGUUUACCCUACCAUGGGCGGGUGAGGCAUCGGUGGCAGUCCUCCUGGUUCACACCAGUGAGGCUGUAGAGAUCAUCAAGCGACACCGGGAAACAGACCCCGACCGUGGCUUCUACUAUGGCUACUUUGUGGGCAAGAACUCUCAGGGUGCUCAAGUGGAGGAGAGGGUGUUCUGCAACGUCAAAUGGGAGGGGGUGGCACUGGCUGGCGAUGGGCCCUGCUGCUGUGAAUACCCAGAUUUAAAGGCAAGGCUGACGUGGCACUGCCGUAAACCCCCAACUCUGCCAUGCAAUACCCUAGUAUACCAUGGUAUGGGUCCUUAUUACGUGAAUCACUGGACAGACCUUGAGAAGGCAAUCAUGGACAAACAAUAUGUGGAGCGUUGGAUCAAGGGUGACUCCCAUGUAGUUAGAGUUGUUGCCUCUAAUUCAACUAUGGGACAGAGAGAGCGAUGUAAACCUGGAAUGCCCACACCGAUCCCAGCAGGAUUCUUCAUGAGAGACGUUUGGACGUCAUUUGUGUGUGCCACCCGUCAUUUUAACGCUGCCAAUGACAAAACUCAGUGUUUGAGGGACAAACACAUCUACAUGAUGGGAGACUCCACUCUCUUACAGUGGUACCACUUCAUCAUCAAUUCCAUGCCAAAUCUCAGGGUCAUGAACCUACAUACCCACUACCACAAUGGGCCUUUUUUGGCUGUGGAUCUGGGAAACAACAUCGACCUGAACUACCGCACGCAUGGUGUCCCCCGACGCAACCCCAAGGCCACGUUCGCAAAUAUGCACUACAUUAGUAACGAGAUCGAUGGCAUGGCGGGUGGGCCACACACUGUUAUCGUCUUCAACCUUUGGGCGCACUUCAAACUAUUCCCACACUCCUACUUUGCCCACCGGGUGUCCCAGAUCCGCCGUGCAGUCGUGGACCUCUUGAGACGUGCACCAGCAACCAAGGUCAUCAUCAAGACGGCUAAUACAGGACUCCCGAAUUUUGGUAGCACUGACUGGCUAUCCAUGCAGCUGGAUCGAAUCCUGCGUGAAGUGUUCCGUGACGUGGGAGUUUACAUCCUGGAUGUGUGGCAGCUGACUGCCUGUUACCAUGACAAAGAGGACGUCCAUCCUGGCCCAGUGAUCAUCAGAAACGAAGUGGACAUUCUUCUCUCUUUUAUCUGCCCUGCGUAAGGAGCCUGAUAUCAGGGGUGAAUAACAUAAUGUGUGAUAUAUGAUUGAGGGGCCCUAUUAAGACAUAUCACGUGACAUAAUAUAACCCAUGUUAAUUCACUGAUGGGCCCCAUUCAGAGGUCAGGGUGGAGAGCAUAGCAACUUCACACAGAGGCUUGAGUGUCAGGGCCCACUGAGAUCUUGGGCUCAAUAGGCCCCUUCAGUAAUCCCUCCCUGAUCACAGGGAAGAGGGUACUUGUGCUUUUACCAAUUUCUACAAAGAAAUAUUAUUUACCCUCUGUAGCAGGAAUGUGAUUUUCCUGUAGAAAAAAAAUGCUCCACCUUUAGAGUGCUUGGGGGUCCCUGUUGACAUAAUAAUCAUCCCUUGACCCCCACAUCAAAAAUCUGUUGGAUGCCUCAAGGCAACAACAAGGGCACUUAAACGGCAAGGAGUUUCCUAUGUAAUUGUGUGAGGUUAAACUCAGAGAAAACAAGCAAGUUAUGCAAAAUGUUAAUUUUCACUUUUCUAUUUACUGUUCAUUUUCAUUUUUCAAGUUAAUUUUCACACCCAAUAUUUAAUCCAACAAUCAACUGACGCAUGUUUGUUUUAAUCUGUUUCAAUCUGAUUUUUUUGUAUAUAUGGGCAAUGUGUAGGCUGGGUGAACCCUGCCUGAACUUAAAAGAUUGAGCUUAGUAUGGUGAAAACCAGACUAGGUAAUGUGCAAAAUAAAAGGGUGUUUGCAGUGA
Sardina pilchardus (European sardine) is the source of this 2461-nucleotide messenger RNA. Its product is annotated as NXPE family member 3-like. Lineage: Eukaryota; Metazoa; Chordata; Actinopteri; Clupeiformes; Clupeidae. The coding region runs from base 5 to 1735 and encodes 576 amino acids. The transcript has 8 exons. The record is from RefSeq and is a predicted model, not a curated record.